This is a messenger RNA of Polypterus senegalus (gray bichir), 3200 nucleotides long. It is a transcript of the gene lztr1, whose product is annotated as leucine-zipper-like transcription regulator 1. Gene Ontology annotation, cellular component: Golgi apparatus. NCBI's taxonomy places the organism in Eukaryota, Metazoa, Chordata, Cladistia, Polypteriformes, Polypteridae. The transcript has 20 exons. Gene Ontology annotation, molecular function: protein binding. The coding region runs from base 248 to 2581 and encodes 777 amino acids. The record is from RefSeq and is a predicted model, not a curated record.
ACUGUGCGAUCGGCAAAGGUCAGUGUUUCCACUGGUGAUAGUUUGAUUCACAUAUCGUGCACAUUUAAGUAUGAUUUUACAGGAGCAGGAAUGUCUAGGAUUAAUGUGAAAGUGUCGUGCUUUAGGAGACAACACAGUAUUAUCUGACUGCUGUACAACGGUGGCAGGCGGCUUUAGAACUUGCUUUCUUUUCCAUAGAGUUUCGUUUUUAUUAUGAAGAUACUGCAUUUCACGGUUUCCGGGAAUCAUGUCCUGUAAGUCCAAGGUGGCCCCAAGUGUAGAAUUUGACCACAGUUGUUCAGAUAGCGUCGAAUAUCUUACGUUAAAUUUCGGGCCCUUCGAGACCGUUCACCGAUGGAGGAGACUUCCGCCGUGUGAUGAAUUCGUAGGAGCCAGACGCAGUAAGCACACAGUUGUGGCAUACAAAGAUGCAAUAUAUGUAUUUGGAGGAGACAAUGGGAAGAACAUGUUAAAUGACCUGCUGCGCUUUGAUGUGAAAGAUUGUUCUUGGUGCAGGGCUUUCACAACAGGAACACCCCCUGCACCCAGGUAUCAUCACUCAGCGGUGGUCUAUGGAAGUAGCAUGUUUGUUUUUGGUGGUUACACUGGUGACAUUUACUCCAAUUCUAACCUGAAGAAUAAAAAUGAUUUGUUUGAGUACAAGUUUGCUACUGGCCAGUGGACAGAGUGGAAGGUUGAAGGCAGGUUACCUGUUGCCAGGUCAGCUCAUGGAGCAACUGUGUACAGUGAUAAACUUUGGAUUUUUGCAGGGUAUGAUGGAAAUGCCAGGUUAAGUGACAUGUGGACCAUUAGCCUUCAAGACAGAGAGCAGACAAGUUGGGAAGAGAUUGAACAGAGUGGUGAAAUUCCUCCUUCAUGUUGUAAUUUUCCUGUGGCAGUCUGUCGUGACAAAAUGUUUGUCUUUUCCGGUCAAAGUGGAGCCAAGAUUACCAAUAAUCUCUUCCAAUUUGAGUUCAAAGAAAAAGUCUGGACUCGUAUUCCCACUGAACAUCUCCUGCGUGGUUCACCUCCACCUCCCCAGAGACGUUAUGGGCACACCAUGGUGGCAUUUGACCGACAUCUAUAUGUUUUUGGUGGUGCUGCCGACAAUACACUUCCUAACGAGCUUCACUGCUAUGAUGUUGACUCCCAGACUUGGGAGGUGAUUCAGCCCAGUCCAGACAGUGAGUUGCCCACUGGAAGGCUUUUUCAUGCUGCUGCAGUUAUUUCCGAUGCCAUGUAUAUAUUUGGGGGGACUGUUGACAACAAUGUUCGGAGCGGAGAGAUGUACAGGUUUCAGUUUUCCUGCUAUCCAAAGUGUACCCUUCACGAGGACUAUGGGAAGCUGUGGGAGAACAGACAAUUUUGUGACGUGGAGUUCAUUCUGGGGGAGAAAGAGGAGCGUGUGAAGGGACACAUUGCAAUUGUGACUGCUAGAUGUCGCUGGUUAAGAAAAAAGAUUGCUCAGGCACGUGAUAGAUUGAGACAGAAAUGCAAGCCUGAAGUUUUAGAGGAUGAAGUGUCAGCUGGCACUCAAAAGGAUGUAGCCAACAGCACAAAGCAGUUAUGUCUGCAGCCCCUGCUAGAAGUCAGCAUCCGAGAGGCAGAAGCCCAGCCUUUUGAGAUUCUUAUGCAGUUCCUUUACACAGACAAAAUCAAGUAUCCACGGAAAGGUCACGUGCAGGACGUUCUUCUUAUCAUGGAUGUAUAUAAACUCGCUUUGAGCUUCAAGUUAUCGCGCCUGGAGCAACUCUGUUUACAGUACAUUGAGGCGUCUGUUGAUCUGCAGAAUGUCCUUAUUGUGUGUGAAAACGCUAACAAGUUACAACUGGAUCAGCUUAAGGAGCACUGUCUAAAUUUUGUAGUGAAAGAGUCACACUUCAACCAAGUUAUAAUGACCAAAGAGUUUGAGCAUUUGUCAACCCCUUUGAUUGUGGAGAUUGUUCGGCGGAAACAGCAGCCACCUUCCAGAGUGUAUUGUGACCAACCUGUGGACAUAGGAACAUCCCUGGUGCAAGAUAUGAAAGCCUACCUGGAAGGAGCUGGAUUAGAAUUUUUUGACAUCACUCUUCUUUUGGAUGGUCAUCCACGGCCUGCACAUAAAGCAAUUUUGGCUGCUCGCUCAAGCUACUUUGAAGCAAUGUUCCGGUCAUUCAUGCCUGAAGAUGGUCAGGUAAAUAUUUCCAUUGGUGAGAUGGUCCCAAGCAAGCAGGCGUUUGAGUCCAUGCUGCGGUACAUCUACUAUGGAGAUGUUAAUAUGCCUCCUGAGGAUUCCUUGUAUUUAUUUGCUGCACCUUAUUACUAUGGAUUCUCAAAUAACAGACUUCAGGCCUACUGCAAGCAAAACUUGGAGAUGAAUGUCACAGUUGAAAAUGUGUUGCAGAUCCUGGAAGCUGCAGAUAAGACACAGGCCUUGGAUAUGAAAAAGCACUGCCUCCAUAUCAUUGUACAUCAGUUUAUCAAGGUGUCCAAGUUGCCUAACCUGAGAUCCCUCAGCCAGCUGCUGCUGCUUGACAUCAUUGAGUCCCUAGCCAAUCACAUUUCCGAUAGGCAGUGUGCAGAAAUGGGUGCAGACAUUUAGCUUCAUUCUGGGCAGCUUCUGAUGCGCAGCUUCUCUACGAUGAUGGCACUCCUUAUUUGUAUGCCUGCAGUGCACAUGCAGGAAUCUAAAAAAGCACGGAGGUGUUCAUUUCUGUGUCCUUGGUUGUCAGUGUCCCAGAUGACCAACUGACUUGUCUUUGGCUGUAAUUUUUCAUUUCUGCACUUCUGAGCAGUAUCUGUAUAAUAAAUGUGAUUCUAUAAAUGCAUGUGUUUUGUAUAUUAUAGCCAAUUUGAAAUGUUUUAUAUAAUUUCUGUUUGCAAACGUAUAACCUUUAUAAAGUGUUACGCAGAACUCUGCUAGUGUGCAUUUUCUUUGAGACCAAAUGCCAGUUUGGAUGUGACUCAUUUUUCACUGUACUUUCCAUUGCCACCAUAGUAUUGGUACAUAUGUCAUGAUAUUUAUAGUGCCUUUUACUGCUAUAAAACUCUCCAGUCCUGCUUGUAUCUUGUACUGUGCCUUUUUAUAACAACUCAAACUCCUCUGCCUCAUGUCAUGUGUUUUGUUUUUUUUUUCCCAUGGAAAUGCUGCUUCUGGUGCCUAAUUAUGAACUUGUGAGAACCGAAACUGCAAUUAAAGGAAACCAAAAUUGACACUAAAA